Molecule: messenger RNA, 966 nt
Organism: Nicotiana attenuata
Lineage: Eukaryota; Viridiplantae; Streptophyta; Magnoliopsida; Solanales; Solanaceae
Exons: 4
Coding region: 1-966 (321 amino acids)
Source: RefSeq, a predicted model, not a curated record
AUGAAAGCCAUUCUUGGCUCCCAGGAUGUGUGGGAAAUCGUAGACAGAGGAUAUGCAAAACCCGAUAAUGAGGAAGCUCUGCCUCAGAAUGAAAAAGAUGUCUUGGCAAAGACAAGGAAGAAGGAUCAACAAGCCCUCACGCUCAUCCACCAAUGUUUGGAUGAUGCCAUGUUUGAGAAGGUGGCCGAUGCUACCACCUUAAAAGAAGCUUGGGAGAUUUUACAAAAUUCUCUUCAAGGAGUUGACAAGGUGAGGAAGAAAGAAGAAGAUGAGUCAACGUUAUUGUUUGACGACAAGAAAGAAGAAGAUGAGUCAACGUUAUUGCUGGCACUCAAGGAAGAAGACAUGGAUGAUUGCAGCUCGUGGUAUUUGGAUAAUGGAGCAAGCAAUCAUAUGUGUGGAUGCAAAGAAAAGUUUGUAGAGAUCAAUAAAAUGAGUCUUAUGGGAAGUUUGAGGUACUUGACUUGUACCAGGCCAGAUAUACUCUUUGCGGUUGGAGUAGUAAGCCGCUUCAUGGAAGCUCCUACCUCCACUCAUUUGAAAGUCGCUAGAAGAAUUCUUCGAUACCUAAAAGGUACGAUCGACUUUCGGUUAUUUUAUUCUUCUUCUAAUGACUUCAACCUUAUGGGCUGUCAUGCUAUUUGGCUGAGAAGAUUGUUGAAGGAGCUCAAUUUACCACAAAUUGAAGCUACAGAGAUUUGUAUUGACAACAAAUCCGCACAGGCACUCGCGAAGAAUCCAGUGUAUCAUGAUCGAAGCAAGCAUAUUGAUACAAGAUAUCACUUCAUCAGAGAAUGCAUUGCCAAGAAGGAAGUCGAGCUCAAGUAUGUGAAAUCUCAUGAUCAAGUUGCGGAUAUUUUUACCAAGCCUCUCAAGUAUGAAGAUUUUCAGAGGUUGAGAUCAAGACUUGGAAUGAAAAAAAAAAUCAAAAUUAAAGGAGAGAUUUGUGGGACCAAUCCCAAUUAA